GAGUCGGCCACGACGGGGCACAGUGUGGGGGAUUCGGAUUUUGAGGCAUGAUUAUAGGGGGCAAAUAUGUAGGCUAUAGCCAGGCAUAGCAGGGCCAUAGGUGAUCGGGCAUUUGAAACCUUGAUUUGAACUGCUGACUAGAGAUCAAUUCAGGACGACACAUAAUAAUAACGUUCAUGUGGUUUCAAACUUCCAUCAGAACACUAUAUCACCAUCCAUCCCUUAUCCAUCCCUUGGAACAAAAACUGAUAGCCUGGCGGACGGGCAUCCACCUUUGAACCUGAGAGAUGCAGCCUUCGGCUAAUGCUCAAAACAACGGCACAAGUCGGCGUCAAAGUAUGGCAAAAACCUUGAUGCACAACCGAUUCGUCAAAUUGGUGGCAGACAAGAUGUUUAGUCCACCGAAUACACCCGGCGAGGACGUGAUUGUGACUAGGCAGGGUAGAAGCGACACAAUCUUGGUGAAUGUUGGCGAAAACAACAAAAAUUUGAAGUUUGCACUACCCGGAUUGCUGAGCAACAAAAGUCUCGAAUCGCUUACUCGCGAUAUUGUAGGAGCAGACAUUGAUUGCGACAGUGAGCACUUUGAAUUGACUAGUGCAGUACGUGCGAGUGGUAUGAAAGAUGCGCAUCCGUUGUGUGCGAGUGAUAACAGUGAUGUUUUCACAUUCGACCCCACAGCGUGUGACAAGCAAAAUAUUUCCCAUUAUGCGUGGGCGCCUCAUAUGGCACCCACGUAUAAUCAAAACAAAGUAAGGGUUAGGGAGUCAGAGCCAACUAAUAUUAAUAGUAACAACCAUACAGUUCAACGUACGAAUUCUAAUAAUAAUACUUAUGCCUCGAUAAGGGUACGCGAGGAUUGCAAUAGAGAUACAGAUACGUCCAACAGGAGACACUCGAUGAUGCUAGCUAUGGCUUCAAACAAACCUACAAGUGAUAAUAAUAUGUUACCUUCAUCCGACAGUAUCUCGAAAAGUGCUGGGGCCAUAUCCCCCAAAUGCAUUACGCCGAAGAGUAGAUUAAAUACACUCCAAAAGAACUACAACACUGCUCAAUCGUGCACAGGUCCAGCUACGCAUGCAGGCUUGUCCGCUCGUACGGACCCAGUACCCGCACCCAGACGUACAGUGUCGCACUCUAUCACGAACACUCGCAAAAACUCCACAAACGGUAUGUCGCCAACAAUGGCUGCCACAGCACCGCCAAUACGCGCAGUAACGGAGAAACAGAACAAGAACGCAGGGAAAGCUAAAAUUGUAAAGAUUGUAAAAGUGAAGAAUGCCGAGUAUCAGGCUCCUCUAGAAGAAUAUAGUACCGAGACACCAGAAGGAACUGGAGGUAUUGUCGGCAAAUUUUUCGAGGUUGGCGAUGCGAGUAUUUUAGGGUGCGAAUUCCCUCCAAGUACCACGUGCGGUGGUGGUUCGGAGUCGACAAUCAGACACAGUGCCAUCCGUGCACCUACGUCGUCUAGGAGGAGUACUUUGCAACACAGUUACAGUGUUGAGCCCAGACGCGCCCCUAAGGCGCUCCCGCGCCCCGACGUAACAGCCAAACGCUAUACUUAUUUUAACUUCGAAUCUACACGUGAUUCCCCCAGUGAAACAGACGUAGAAUCGAUAGUCACGCCUAAAGCUCCACCAAGUCUGAAACAAACUGCUACUGUAUUGGAGGUUUGUGAACCUAGCAGCGGAGAUAUGUCGCUCCCGUCAGCAACACCUCCCAGAAAAGCAGCGCCUAGAGUUCGACAUUUGAAUAGUGACAGAAGUUCCAAUAGUAGCGAUAACGAUUUGUUUCGGAGUACACGCGCGGUUGUUACGGUGCGAACAUUAAUGGGUUCACAGACUGGUCCAAAGUCUCACCAAAGCACAGUUUCAUUGAAGACAUCGUCCCAGGUACUAAUGGACCCGAAUCUACAGGAUGCAACUUUAGGAGGUCCUAAGCCUGUAGCGGUUUUAAAACGAGCCAUGAGCACGAGAAGCACGCGUUCUAACCCAGGAGCACAAUAGUAGGUCGGUGUAUAACUGUCAUUAGAUUAAAUGAUGAAAAUGUCGGCGCUAUACUGCAUCAACUUAACAUAGAGCUACCUAUAAUUUUAUUUCAAACUUUUAGUACGUACGACAUGACCAAUUUCCAACAAUUUCAAGUGAAAUUAAGUUUGGUCGA
This is a messenger RNA of Sphaeroforma arctica JP610, 2163 nucleotides long. RefSeq lists its product as hypothetical. The record is from RefSeq and is a predicted model, not a curated record. The transcript has a single exon. NCBI's taxonomy places the organism in Eukaryota, Ichthyosporea, Ichthyophonida. Bases 288 to 2006 code for a protein of 572 amino acids.